Messenger RNA from Sander lucioperca (pikeperch), 7431 nucleotides. Its product is annotated as disks large homolog 5-like. Gene Ontology annotation, molecular function: protein binding. The record is from RefSeq and is a predicted model, not a curated record. The coding region runs from base 434 to 6469 and encodes 2011 amino acids. Gene Ontology annotation, biological process: regulation of apoptotic process. The transcript has 34 exons. NCBI's taxonomy places the organism in Eukaryota, Metazoa, Chordata, Actinopteri, Perciformes, Percidae.
AAUAUGAUUGGCACAGGGCUACAGCUGCUGGAACGGUGAGACAUGGCGGAGUUUGUAGUCUGACAGAGAGAGGCUCUCGAAGAGUUUUUUACACUUGUAAACAUGUCGAAAGAACUUGAUUUCAGGACGACAAUGUCUUCGUAACUUGUGCGUAGCGGAGCUUAAAGAGGCAAAGACGUGUUUUUUUUGUCGGGAAGGACGGAGCGGCGGUUGGAAAAAUGUGUUGUCAUCUUCGUGCAGUCAACAGCCUUGGGCAACAAAUAUGGCUACUUCUUGUGUAUCCUUCAAUUCGGGUUGAAAACCGUCCCAACUGGGUCGAGCGGGAUAGUUUCGGGGAGUUACGACAGUAGUACGAAGUGAAGUUGGAUACCAGAAACGUAAAGAAGCUGGAUUUGUCCCGAAGCUGAUUUUGGUUAAAGCAAAGCGGAGCGAGAUGGAGCCCAAGCAUAAAGAGUUGUUGGAGAAAUGUUACCAGAACUUGGUGGAGUCGAUUACAGAUGCGGACCGAGUUGUGGAUGUUUUGGCUCACUGCGGGACCAUCAGUCAGUCUGAACGCUACGAGCUGGGACACAACUGCUCUUCCAACCCCGAAAAAGUGGACCUUCUCCUGAAGAUACUGAUAAGUAAGGACAGAGACCAUUUCGCAGAGUUCUGCACGGCCCUGGAGAAGACGCACCCUCACCUGCACUCUGUGCUGCUGAAUAGCACCGGACCAGUGGAUCAUAUAACUGGGUCCACUUACAGCAUCUUGUCCACUAUGCCGUCGGACUCAGAAAGCAGCAGCUCUCUCAGCAGCUUAGGUACGUCUGGUCAAGCCUCCUCCCCUCCCCCCGCUCACAUGGACAGCCACCAGGUGAACGAGAAGAUUGAGACGGUUCUGUUCCAGCUCAGACAUGUGACCCGCGAGAGGGACGAACUACGUAAACGUCUGGCUCUCUCUUCACCCGGAACAACCUUCGAUGACUGCAGACCAAACACAAAAGCAAGUCAUGACUACGAGCGUCUGAAGCUGCAGUGCAUGAAAGCAAUGGCAGACCUGCAAUCCCUGCAGAACCAGCACAGCACCACCCUGAAGAGGUGCGAGGAGGCUGUAAAGAAAGCAGACUUCUACCAUACGCUGCACAGCCGUCUGGGGAGCGAGCAUGGUCAGCUGAAAGAGGAGCUGGAGGUGGUGAGACAGGACAACAUCCAGCUGGUCCGGGAGCACAACCACCUGAAACAGGCCUGCGAGGAGCUGAGGAGGCUGCAUGACGACGACCAGAGAGAGGUGGCUGAAAUGAGGAUGCUACACCAGCAGGUGAUGAGAGAGGGGUCAUCUGAUGUCCUCAACAAGCUUUAUGACACCACUGUGGACAAGUUGGAGGCCAUGAAGAGUGACUACGAGGCUCUGAGGAAGCGCUACAACGAAAAGACGGCCGGUCACAACGCAGACCUGAGUCGUCUGGACCAGGCUGAGGAGGAGAACCACCGGCUGCAGAAACAGCUGGACAUGCUGCUGAAGCAGAGAGAUGCUGCCAUCCACUAUCAGCAGCAGUUCUCCUCGUCAAUAAGAAGGUUUGACAACACGCAGCAAGAACUGGCCAAGGCCGCAUCCCAGAACAAGGAGCUGCAGCGAGAGAUGGAGCGACUGCAGUCAGAGGCGACACGGCUGAAGACCCAGCAGCUCAAGGCGGCAAAAGAAGGCGAGAAAUACAAGGAGGAGCGUGACUCUGUGAUCAACGAGUACCGUCUGAUCAUGAGCGAGCGUGACCAGGUGAUCAAAGAGGUGGACAGGCUUCAGACAGGGCUGGAGAUGGCAGAGGCGAAGCUGAAAAACACUUCCUCAGAGAGACGGGUGGCCAGUGAAGAGCUGGAGGCCCUCCGACAGGAGCUGGCCUCAGCACUGGUGGACAGGGACCGGGCCAUCUGUGAAAAGAACGAGCUGCUGGAGAAAUACUGCCACGAGGUGAAGGACAAGGCCGAGGCCCAGAAAGAGCUGAGCCAGGCCUGCAAGGACAUCGAGGCGGUGCGCGAAGAGAGAGACGUGGCCCGCAAGGAGAGGACCGAGGCCAUCAUCCAGAGGGACCAGCUGCUGCGAGAGUAUUACCAGGCCAGACAGAAACAAGACUCCGUCACCCUGGACAUGGAACGAGCCAACAAGGAGAUCGAGAUGCUUAGGAAGCAGUACGAGGCCAUCUCUCAGGAGCUGAAGGAGGCCGUGCAAGAGGCCGAGGUAGCCAAGUGCCGACGAGACUGGGCCUUUCAGGAGAGGGACAAGAUAGUGGCAGAGAGGGAGAGCAUACGCACGCUAUGUGACAACCUGAGGCGAGAGAGGGACAGAGCUGUGAGUGAUCUGGCAGAUGCUCUAAGGAAUCUGGAUGACACGAGGAAGCAGAAGAACAACGCUGCGCGGGAACUCAAAGAACUAAAAGAAAAGAUGGAGGACCAGUUGGAAACGGAAGCACGGUUUCGUCACCUGAUGGCUCACAGUUCACAUGAUUCAGCCAUCGACACAGACUCAAUGGAGUGGGAGACGGAAGUUGUAGAAUUUGAGAAGGACAGAGACAUGGAUUUGAAAGCACUUGGGUUUGAUAUUGCUGAAGGGGUAAAUGAUCCUUAUUUACCAGGAGAUUGUGGCAUAUUUGUCAGUAAGGUGGAUAAAGGAAGUAUUGCUGAAGGAAGAUUAAGGGUAAACGAUUGGUUGUUGAAAAUUAAUGAUGUGGACCUGACCAAUAAAGAUAGGAAGCAGGUGAUCAAAGCUGUGCUGAGCGGUGAGGGAGUGAUCAAUAUGGUGGUUCGCAGAAGGAAGUCACUAGGAGGACGGAUCAUCACUCCAAUCCAGAUAAACCUGGCUGGACAUAAAGACAGUGGCAUAGGUUUGGAGAGUGGAGUGUUUGUUGCCAUGUUGGCUCCGGGCAGUCCAGCUGCGAGAGACUGCUCUCUUACUAUUGGAGAUAGACUUUUAGCUAUCAAUGGCAUUGCACUCGAUAACACGUCGCUCUCUGAAUGCGAGUCUCUACUGAGGAGCUGCCGUGAUUCUCUCAGCAUCUCCCUCAUGAAGUUCCUCCCACAGAGCUGUUCUGGCCAGAGUUUAUUUGAAGGUUUGAGAGACUCAGAAAAGAUCUCUCGGCUCCAGUCCUGUGAGAUCCACGCCAGGAACUGCAGGAACUCCAAGCACAACUGCUCCACACAAACAGACAUUUGUAGCUGUGACUUGGGCGGCAGAGGGGACGAAGUGUGUCAGGAUACCGGUGACUCUAUGGACUGCAGCAGCAGCAGUUCUCACUGCCACCUCAAGCCUUUUUCCAACAGCUCUCUUCACUCCCGCUCCCUUUCCACCUCCCACAGUCCCUCAGAGCCCCACCCCGACUUCUGCUACAGGAGGCAGGAGCUCCACCAUCGCUCCUUCACCCCCGUCCUCUCCGACUGCAGCUCUCCUCAGACAGCUGUGGACAGAGUGCAGAGCUCAUCGGCGAAGUCUGGUGGAGGCACAUGGCCUAAAGUCAUAGCGGGAGCUGCUGUUUCUGAGUGUGCCCAGCUCUCCAUCUACAAAAAAGCCAAACAGAGGAAGUCCAUCUUUGAUGUGAAUGCUUUCAGGAGACCUGAUGCGUCCCCGAAACUGGACUACAUGUCUCUUUCUCAGAUGCCCAAGCACUCUCCACAGAGCUCAAUAUCUGAAUCCGCUCAGACCCCUCCCACCCCACCAGCCAGGAGUGACUCGUUCAGGUUCAAACAUCGCCAGCAGAACAGCUCGGCAUCAGACUCCACUAUUACCACCGGCACUCCCCCAGCAUCCCCAGCCCAAGCUACAAGCCCGCAGGACGAGGGGAAGGCAGGGAACCAGCUCUAUUACACUGAUGCUCCACCAGGGGAGACCAAGAGCAUCUUCAAGAAACCUUCUGACAUGGAGGGGAUUCGACACAGAGCAGAGGAGCGGCAGAAGAGGAGGUACCGUCCAAAAUCUGCACCGGCACUGCGGCGAAAUGUUACUCCAUUACACAUCCCUGUUCCCAUGCAGGUACAGAGUUUCUCUAAUGACGAGCACUCCCCAGAGCCGAUGGACUUGUUACGCUUCUCUCCCAUGCGAACCAAUCGGUACAGCAUGCCCUUUGCACCCCCCAGCUACAGCAGCAUCACAUCACACCCAGCACAGCGAGGUUUAGCCCCGUGUCCUGCUGUGACGGCAGUGAUGAGGAACCCGGUGUACACCGCCUGGAGCCAUGAGAUCCAGGCCAACAACUGUCCUCCAGCUCCCCGCUCAGGCAUCCACCCACAUUCACACACAAGCCCCCAACAUCAAGGUCACCUCAGCCUGGACCUCAGCCACAAGCGCACUGGGAACUUGACUGAGAAGAGCUGCAGCCAACCACCACAUAGUACCAACUCCCUGCCCUCCAGUGCCAGACUGGGCUCCUCCAGUACUUUACAGUUUAGGGCAGAACGCAUUAAGAUCACUCCAAUUCGUUAUCCGCGCUCCACUGGAUCUGACAGAGGCUCCCUCUCACAUUCAGAAUGUAGCAGCCUGACACCUCCAAUGUCCCCUGUCAACCUGGAGACGUCGUCUUUCACUAGCAGCCAGUCGCAGAGCUCCAUUUCCACCCAGCCCAGGAUAUCAGUCAGCCCUGCUCCAGUUGGUGACAGGCGGAAGGAUGGAUUUGUCUCUUAUAAUACUUCCUCUGUCAGAAUUCCAUUGGCAGCAAAGCCCAAGUUCCUCUCUUUAAGAAGCUUGAGGCCAUACUUGGAGGAGCCACGCAAUGUGACAGUACAGAAAGGAGCAGAACCACUGGGGAUCUCCAUUGUGAGUGGAGAGAACGGGGGUGUAUUUGUGUCCAAAGUGACAGCAGGCAGCAUCGCACACCAAGCUCGUUUAGAGUACGGCGAUCAACUCCUCGAGUUUAAUGGAAUCAACCUUCGCAAUGCCAACGAGCAGCAGGCACGGCUGGUGAUCGGGCAGCAAUGUGACACAGUCACUAUUUUGGCUCAGUAUAAUCCCCACAUGUUUCAGCUGGGCAACCACUCUCGUUCAGGUUCUCGUAUGGAGUCCAUCAGCAACCAGCUGACUCCCCGCGACAGCGGAGCCACCACCCCGGACAAUCACUCCACCGUCGACACACUGAGUGAGCAGGACGAGGGCACCAUGACGCCGCCAUCCAAACAGACGACUCCUGCCACCAGCCCUCAAGACUCCUUCAGGCUUCCUGGUUCCAGCACCCGCCGGGCUGCAGAGCCUCGGCUGGUGAGGCUGAAGAGGAUCCAGGUGGAGCUGGGAGUUCAGGUCUGUGGAGGAAACCUUUACGGCAUCUUUGUUGAGAGUCUGGAUGAUGAUAGCCCUGCUAAGAGUCCUGAUGGCCUGCUGCCUGGAGAUUUGAUACUGGAGUACAAUGGCAUCAGCAUGAAGAACAAAACUAAAGAAGAGGCUUACCUGGAAAUGUUGAAACCAGCUGAAACAAUCACAUUCAAGGUCCAGAACUGUGUGGACAACCUCUCUGCCAUCAAAGAGUCCCGCGGAGAUGGAUUUUUCAUAAGAGCACUUUAUGAAAGGGUGGCAGAGGUAGAGCAGGAACUGAGCUUUAAGAAAGAUGACAUCCUGUAUGUUGAAGAUACGCUACCAAAUGGCAAUUUUGGCUACUGGAUGGCCUGGCAACUCAACGAGAAUGCACAGAAGCUAGAAAAGGGGCAGAUUCCAAGUAAAUACAUGAUGGACCAGGAGUUCUACAGGAGACACGGCAUGGCCGAUAUGAAAGACGAUAACAGCACUAGCAAGACUCUGUCGGCCGCUGCACGGAGAUCCUUUUUCCGCCGGAGGCUGAAGCACAAACGCAGCGGUUCCAAAGACGGGAAGGAUCUGAUGGCUCUGGACCACAUAAGCAUAGAUUCUUUACCCAUCACAGAAGAUGGUGUCAGCCUGAUGUACCAGCGGGUUCAGAGGGUGGAGUGCUCUUUCCCCAGACCGGUGCUGAUCUUGGGUCCAUUAGUGGAGGCCAGUAAGGACAUGUUGGUGAAGGAGGCUCCUGCCCAGUUCUGUCGCUGUCUGCCUGAGAUUAUGAAGGCAUCUCAGCAGGCAAUAGAGCGGGGAGUAAAGGAUUGUGUGUUCAUCGACUACAAACGGAGGAGCGGCCAUUUUGAUGUGACAACUGUAGCAUCAAUAAAAGAGAUCACCGAGAAGGACUGUCACUGUUUACUUGACAUUGCCCCUCAUGCCAUCGAGCGUCUUCACAGCGUUCACAUCUACCCAAUCGUCAUAUUCAUUCGCUACAAAAAUGCCAAGCAGAUAAAAGAGCAGAAGGACCCUUUGUACCUGCGGGAUAAACUCUCACAGAAACAUUCCAAGGAGCAGUAUGAGGUAGCACAGAAAAUAGAGCAGGAGUACAGCCGCUUCUUCACAGGCGUUGUCCAGGGAGGCAGCGUCUCCUAUAUUUGCACUCAGAUCACGACCAUCGUGGAGCAGGAACAAAAUAAAGUACUGUGGAUUCCAGAUGGAGCACCAUAGAAAUUUCACCUCAACUUUCACCGCACGUCACUCCAAAACAUCAAGAGAGGAUAUGAUUUUUUUAUUAUGGGAUACACAGUGAAUCGGUACAGCUAACAGACAUCAUGGUUAACUCCAAUGCUUUUUCACAUACAGCAAUAUCAGCACUGAUGAUGAUGAUCAUGUAAUCUUCCCACUACAAUAGUGAUGUACUGUACUACAGAUAGAUUUGUUUACACUAGUAUUUAAUACUUGAAUGUUUUAUUUUCAGUAGCACUCCUUUUAAUCCCACUUUGUCCAAUGAAUAUGUCGGACCACAGGAAGUCUGCAUCGAUGCAAACUGAAGACUUUAUUCUUAAGAUAGAGUGGACCACUGUGUUCCCUUCUCUAUAUUUAUACGUAUUUUCCUGCCAUUUAAUUUAUCUAAUCAAAUCAAAGAUGUUGGUUAUGAACUUUUGUUAUACAAAUGUAGUUGUCUAGUUAAUAGGAAGGAUGAUAUUUUCCAAAUAAUGUUCUUAUUUAUAGAGAAAUUGGGGCAGAUUUGCUUCCAUUCUUCACAUUAUGUUGCAGUCUUCUGUUCUAGGUUGCUCUCUGAUGGCACUGUUUUUUGUCAUCAUUUCAGUCCUCAAAAAUAAUAUUGUGCCAAGCUAAAAUAUGUUUGCUAAUCACUAUCCAUUGUUGGAUUUAUUAACACUACAACUUCCAUUAUAAAUCACACAGCAGGUAUUUUCUUUUCACCACAGUUUGUCUACUGGUUACUGGUAUUGCCAAUACUGUUCCUCUGUGUCAAGUGGAUUUUUAAGAAGGGAUAUUUUAUUUGUGGUUCACACUUUGCUGUCAACUAAAUGCAUUUACAUGCACCUCUUGGAUUUUCAGUACAUCACAUUGUCAAUAUUUCAUGUUCAAGUUGGAUGAAACACUUUAGGUCUUCUCCUAAUGAAGUUUAAUAUUUCUAUAAAAUAUUAAAAAAAAGAGUAAUGGAA